AGCCUCUGAGAUUUCGUCUAUAGAUUCUCAUCAUCUCCACAUUGUCCCUCUAAAUCUCCUCCCUUUGAUUCUUUUUGCUCCGAAAACAGAGAGGACAAAACACUCAUUCCCACAACUUGAGAGAAAGAAAAAAAAACAGAGGAGACAUAUUAAAGAUCUCAUGGCGAUGGCGGUCUCCGGAGCAGUGCUCAGUGGGCUUGGUUCUUCGUUCCUCGCCGGAGGCAAGAGGAGUGCCGCCGCAUUGGGAAGCGGCGUAGGCGCUGGAGCUGCGAGAGCUGGCCGGAAAACACUGAUCGUCGCUGCUGCAGCUGCUCAGCCAAAGAAAUCGUGGAUUCCCGCCGUUAAAGGUGGCGGCAACUUACUCGACCCUGAAUGGCUCGAUGGCUCGCUGCCUGGAGAUUUCGGGUUCGACCCGUUGGGUUUGGGAAAAGACCCGGCUUUUCUGAAAUGGUACAGAGAGGCAGAGCUAAUCCACGGCCGAUGGGCGAUGGCAGCAGUUCUUGGGAUCUUCGUCGGCCAGGCCUGGAGCGGCGUGCCGUGGUUCGAAGCCGGGGCUGAUCCACGAGCGAUCGCUCCCUUCUCGUUCGGGUCGCUUCUCGGGACCCAGUUGCUUCUCAUGGGUUGGGUAGAGAGCAAGCGGUGGGUCGAUUUCUUCAACCCGGAUUCUCAAUCUGUUGAGUGGGCCACGCCGUGGUCGAGGACAGCCGAGAAUUUCGCCAACUAUACUGGCGAUCAAGGAUAUCCCGGUGGAAGAUUCUUCGAUCCGUUGGGUCUCGCCGGGAAGACACGCGAUGGUGUUUACGAGCCGGACAGAGAGAAGCUGGAGCGGCUGAAACUGGCGGAGAUUAAGCACUCGAGGCUCGCAAUGGUUGCCAUGUUGAUCUUUUACUUCGAGGCCGGGCAGGGGAAAACGCCUCUCGGCGCACUUGGUUUGUGAGAAACGAUGUUUUUUUGAGUCUGUAGAUAUAUUUCUCCUCCCCCAAAAACUCUUCAAAAUGUGACAUUUUCGGAAAUGAUCAUCAUAUCAUUGCUUUAAUAUGGCACCAAAGUCGUGACUUUUAGCUUGCGAAAUAUGUAAAAUGGAAAUCAUGAAAAGGCUUAUUCGUAAAUGACUUUA
Molecule: messenger RNA, 1117 nt
Organism: Eutrema salsugineum
Lineage: Eukaryota; Viridiplantae; Streptophyta; Magnoliopsida; Brassicales; Brassicaceae
Product: chlorophyll a-b binding protein CP24 10B, chloroplastic
Exons: 2
Coding region: 161-937 (258 amino acids)
Biological process (GO): response to light stimulus; photosynthesis, light harvesting in photosystem I
Cellular component (GO): membrane
Source: RefSeq, a predicted model, not a curated record